Notolabrus celidotus (New Zealand spotty) is the source of this 3338-nucleotide messenger RNA. It is a transcript of the gene baiap2a, whose product is annotated as BAR/IMD domain containing adaptor protein 2a. The record is from RefSeq and is a predicted model, not a curated record. Lineage: Eukaryota; Metazoa; Chordata; Actinopteri; Labriformes; Labridae. The coding region runs from base 182 to 1807 and encodes 541 amino acids. Gene Ontology annotation, biological process: actin crosslink formation; positive regulation of actin filament polymerization; plasma membrane organization. Gene Ontology annotation, cellular component: nucleoplasm; cytosol. The transcript has 15 exons. Gene Ontology annotation, molecular function: cytoskeletal adaptor activity; protein binding.
CUGUCAGCUGUGGAGAGGGAAGGAAGGUGUGUUUAGUUGGAGUGGGGUGUUUCAGGAGCGCAGCAUCGUCUCACUCUCUCACGAGCGCAUUGCCUCGCCUUUUGUUUGAUCCAACUCGUGUCCAUUUCCCCGUUUCUCCCUUUAUUUUCCACGGAUACACGUUUCCCGGACAAAAACGUUUAUGGUCCUGGCUGAAGAUUCCACGAUGUCUCGCACCGACGAGGUUCACCGCAUGACGGAAAACGUCUAUAAGACCAUCAUGGAGCAGUUCAACCCCUGCUUACGGAACUUUGUUGCCAUGGGGAAGAAUUAUGAGAAGGCCCUUGCCAAUGUGACGUUUGCUGCCAAAGGUUACUUUGACGCUCUAGUCAGAAUGGGCGAACUUGCAAGCGAGAGUCAAGGAUCCAAAGAUUUGGGGGAUGUGCUGUUCCAGAUGGCUGAGGUCCACAGACAGAUCCAAGUGCAGCUAGAGGAGAUGUUGAAAUCAUUCCACAACGAGCUCCUCUCUGAGCUGGAGAAGAAGGUGGACCUGGAUGCCCGUUAUCUGACUGCUGCCCUGAAGAAAUACCAGGUGGAACACAAGAAUAAAGGGGAGAGCCUGGAAAAGUGCCAGGGUGAACUGAAGAAACUUCGCAGGAAGAGUCAGGGCAGCAAGAACCCGUCCAAGUAUGGAGAGAAGGAGAUGCAGUUUGUGGAGACCAUCAGCAGUAAGCAGACUGAGCUGGACACCUUCAUUGCUGAGGGGUACAAGACAGCCUUGUCUGAGGAGCGUCGCAGGUACUGCUUCCUGGUGGACCGCCAAUGUGCUGUGGCCAAGAACAGCAGCGCCUACCAUGGCAAAGGUAAAGAUCUCCUGACCCAGAAGAUUCCAGUGUGGCAACAGGCCUGCUCAGACCCCAACAAGCUGCCGGAGAGGGCCAUGCUCCUGGCCCAACAGAUGGGCUCUGCCGCUCUCGGUGGCACAAGCCCCCUGCAUACCUCCAAAUCAAAUCUGGUCAUCUCAGACCCCAUCCCAGGGGCCCAGCCUCUUCCUGUGCCCCCAGAGCUGGCUGUGUUCAUGGGCAGCGGCCUCGGACAUCCAGCGAGGCUGAUUGGUCCUGAUGGUAUGUCCAUGGUCAAUGGGACAACAGGAGUCCAUGGGGAGGAAUAUUGGACGGAUGGAGGGACCAUGUCCGUGUCCCAAGUCAGGCCUUCAUCCCCUCAGACCCAGGCACAGGGCCCGCCCCAGGCUCUGCCCCAGAGACAGGUCAGCGAUGUCUACUCCAACACCCUCCCUGUGCGUAGGCCUGCCCCCGCCAAGAACAAGAACCCUGUGGGAGAGACACGGACCCUGCCCAGGUCCAGUUCCAUGGCAGCAGGCCUGGAAAAGAACGGGCGUGCUCGUGUCCAGGCCAUCUUCUCCCAUGCUGCAGGUGACAAUGGCACCCUGCUCAGCUUCUCCGAGGGAGAUGUCAUCACCCUGCUAGUGCCUGAAGCCCGUGAUGGCUGGCACUAUGGAGAGAAUGAGAAGAACAAGAUGCGUGGCUGGUUCCCUUUCUCCUACACUCGUGUGCUGCCUGAGAGCGACAAUGAGAAGCUCAAAGUGAACCUGCACCAUGGAAAAAGUAGCAGCACAGGAAACUUAUUGGAGAGUGAUGCAUCACUGCCUACACCUGACUACGGCCUGACUGCCCGACUGCUGGCACAGAGCCUCGCACAGACCCGCCCGCGCCCCUACAGCAUGGCAGGCUUUGGCACACAGCCUGCUAUUGAGGAUUAUGACGGCCGCUUUGCCACAAGUUUGGGUCCAGAAUUGUCUCGGUUCUGAGGAAACAGGACCUCCUGACCGUUCCUUGGAGGUCUACCUCAGGCCCACGUACACUGAUGACCGAUCUGCACCCAUCUUCUACUAGCAGCCUGCUUUUCCCGCUUUUUGUCCACUUAUGGGCCCUUUUUUAUUUUGAAGUGGAGAAAUUUUUUGUUAACAUUAGCAAGUUUGAGUUUUAUGAUACGACACGAGGGCCCAGACGUGUGACUGAGGGGGGAAAUCACCUCAAGGAAUAUGUUACACCACUAGUUUCUUUGCCAUGGAAAUUCACUCAGAGAAUUUCAGAUUGAUCCUCAUGAUGUUUUGAAAAUGCUUUCGCAAACUUUGAAUGCCCCAGCUUGAGCAUUCAAAUGCAAACAUGACAGCAGAUUUUAUUAGUUGUUUAGAUUGCACCAGUUGUGUAUAAGGUAUGGCUAAUAGGUUUUUACUAGAGGUGCUGUCACAUUAUUAUUUAUCUGCACUCCUACUUUGGGAUCUCUUUUAUGUUCUUCCAACACUAAACACUGUAAAUUUCAUUUGAGGAUUACUGACAUUAAUAAGCAGUGAAGGAACACUCUGCAUUAGUUGCUUAGGGGUGGUUUGAGGGUGGGUUGAAGCUGGUGGGUAAGAGUUUUCAUUGCGUCAUGGAUGAUGCAGAAUCAAAGAUAGGAAACUGCCACAGAUAGCUAGAAUGAAACAAUAAUUCUGCUUUUGCUAAGUGAUACAGUACUAUAUAUUUCCUAGUUGUGAUACAGUACACCCAUAUUUUCAAUGUGGGAACUGUGCCUUUGAUUUUUUUUAACAUAUGCUUAAUGCCGCGAUCAUCUUGUUAACUGAUUUGAGGGUAUAUGCAUAACAGUUUCACUUGUAUUUUUAUAUUCUGAGAAGUAUAACAGGGAUUACAUCCCUUUUUAUCGUCUUCAUUUGUAAAUUUAAGAACUUUUUCUUUCUUUUUUGUUUGCUUAGCAAGCUUCAAUUGAGUGCAAUUUCAAAUACACAUACAAGUACAAGAAUAUCCUGAAUCUUUCUGUCUCCUUAAAUUUCAGUGAUACCUAAGCUGCCAGAUAGCCAAGAGAUGAAAUAAAGCGCACACAUAUUGGGUCUUUUUAUAUGUAAAGUAGCUUUGAGGGAGUUGUAGCUUAUCAUAUAAGGUACAGUAUUAUCAUGGCUUUUGAUCAUUCAUGCUCAGUAUUUUACACUCAUCUGGGAAAAAAAACUUAGGCAGAGGCAUAUAUCUAUGGUGGAAAUGACAGUUAACUGUAUAAUAGGAGAGAAAUAACAUGCAUGGUUGUGUGAAUGAGUUAAACAGCCUCUUAUAAAUACUUCUACAGGUACACCAUGAAGAAGCGAGUCCUUUUCACUGAACGAUUUGAUCAGGAUUUUAUGAAACCGCUCAUUUGGGCAGCACGAUUCAAAUCGCUUUUUUUUAACUUUUAUAUAGCUUUCAUUGUCCAUUUCUCACUUUUGUCACUGUUUGUAUUAUAUCUGUUCUGUACAGAAAGUGCUUAUAAAUUAUCUUGUCCGAAAUAAAUCUAAAUGGGCACAAACGUCA